This is a messenger RNA of Quercus robur (English oak), 2033 nucleotides long. RefSeq lists its product as uncharacterized. Lineage: Eukaryota; Viridiplantae; Streptophyta; Magnoliopsida; Fagales; Fagaceae. The coding region runs from base 212 to 1846 and encodes 544 amino acids. The record is from RefSeq and is a predicted model, not a curated record. The transcript has 9 exons. Gene Ontology annotation, cellular component: membrane.
ACAAGUCUCUUUCCUAUAAAAUCUCUCAUUUCAUUUUUGCUUCCUCCAUCAGAAACUAUAGGAGGAGGAGAGAAAAAAAUGGUGAUCAGACUGUAAAAGUUUGAGUCUUUCUUUGAUUUUUUGGUCGAACCCAGAUCUUGGAAAUUGGGUUCGGUUUGUUUGCUAUGGCUGCAGUGACUGACUGAGUGAGUGAGAUAUAAGAGGUUGGCAAAUGAAGGCGUUUUUGGUUUCUGGGUUCUCUUCCUUCUUCUUCAUUUUGGCUGCUGUCAGCUCAAUUUCUGCUCAGACUGUGACUGUGAGCAAUGAGCCCCACCAUGUUUCUGUCAAGUUCAUUCUAGGAGAGGAGAAUUUGGGGCCAUGGAAGAAUGUAAUCUCGGAGGCUGCACAGGCUCCAGGGCCUGCAAGUGAUGAUGCCAGUCAGAGCACGCUUGUUUUGGCGGAAAACAGGACGAAUAGGCCGGACAUUCUUCACGGGCUUCGGCAUUACCAUGGCGGUUGGGACAUCACCAAUCGGCAUUACUGGGCCUCUGUUGGAUUUACAGGUGCUCCUGGUUUCAUUCUUGCUGUCGUAUGGUUUAUCUCUUUUGGCUUGGCUCUUGCGGCUCAUCAUUGCUGUGGAUGGAGGAUAAACAUAAAAGGGAAAGGAUCACACCAUUCACAAAGGAUUUGUCUUAUACUGCUUAUACUCUUCACAUGUGCUGCAGCGAUUGGAUGUAUCCUACUCUCGGUUGGGCAGGACAAAUUUCAUGGUGAAGUGCUGCAUACUCUGAAUUACGUUGUUAACCAGUCAGAUUACACCGUGGGGAUCCUAAGAAAUGUCACUCAAUAUCUCUCCCUAGCAAAAACUAUUAGUGUGGCCCAGGUGUUCCUUCCUUCUGAUGUCAUGGAUGAUAUUGACAAGUUGAACAUGGAUCUUAAUAUUGCAGCAGAUACGCUGACAGAGAAGACAAGCCAAAAUUCAGCCAAAAUAAAGAAAGUCAUCAAUGCUGUGCGCUCUGCUUUGAUAACUGUGGCAGCAGUAAUGCUUCUUCUGGCUCUGAUUGGUCUUAUCCUGUCUAUCCUUGGGCACAAACAUGCAAUCCACAUAUUCAUAAUAAGUGGAUGGUUGCUUGUUGCAAUUACAUUUGUCCUGUGUGGAGUUUUCGUAAUCCUCAACAAUACAGUUUCUGAUACCUGCAUGGCCAUGGAGGAAUGGGUAGAAUAUCCCCAUGCAGAAACAGCUCUUAGCAACGUCCUUCCAUGUGUUGACCAUAGGACAACAAACCAGACACUUGUGCAGAGCAAAAAAAUUGUCACUCAAAUUGUAAAUGUCGUCAAUGAAUUUAUCUAUACCUAUGCUGAUACUUAUCCCUCCAAGGAAAGUCCAUACUAUUAUAAUCAGUCGGGUCCUAUGAUGCCGCCACUCUGUUAUCCAUACGACUCUCAGCUGCAAGAUCGCCAGUGUGAGUCUCGAGAGGUGUCUGUGGCAAAUGCUUCGGAGGUUUGGCAGAACUACACAUGUAAAGUUUCAGCAUCUGGCCUGUGCUCCACCGUUGGGAGGGUAACACCGGACAUCUAUGCACAGCUGGUGGCUGCAGUAAAUGAGAGCUAUGCACUUGAGCACUACACCCCGCCUUUACUUAGUCUCCAGGAUUGCAAUUUUGUCCGGGACACAUUCAAAAAUAUCACCACAAGUUACUGUCCACCAUUGAGCCACUAUCUUGAGAUAGUGAAUGCAGGAUUGGGAAUGAUUUCAGUUGGAGUCUUGCUCUGUCUUGUUCUUUGGAUACUCUAUGCAAACCGCCCCCAAAGGGAGGAAGUGUUUGUGAAACCAUCCUUGCCAAUUUCGAAUUCCCCCAUCAGGUGAAGUGUAGACUGUAUGGUAGAAAAUCAGUAUUGUAGUUAGGUCUAUAUCUUGAGCUUUCUUAUACCCCUAUUAGGGGAAGAAACCAAAGUGGGGCGAAGCUCCAUUUUGAGUUGAGGGCUAAAAUUACAGUGUAUUCCCUUAUGUUAUAUAUAUAGUUAAAGCAAAUCAAUUGGUUGAUAUUUCUGAC